Ahaetulla prasina is the source of this 1260-nucleotide messenger RNA. RefSeq names its product heat shock protein family B (small) member 7 (gene HSPB7). Gene Ontology annotation, biological process: heart development. NCBI's taxonomy places the organism in Eukaryota, Metazoa, Chordata, Lepidosauria, Squamata, Colubridae. Gene Ontology annotation, cellular component: nucleus; cytoplasm. Bases 172 to 570 code for a protein of 132 amino acids. The record is from RefSeq and is a predicted model, not a curated record. The transcript has 3 exons.
UUUAAAGGCUCCGCAGCUGCCCCGGGUGGCUCUGUCGGGUGAGACUUCCGGAGACGGCAGCUCCUCCAGCAUCGAUCCGCUCGGACGGCCACCCUCUCGGGGCUCCACUGCUUCGGCCACCUUUCCACCCAUCUUCUUGGCCAGGGACACGACCAGGCAGGCGGCUGCCCCAUGGAGAAGGCCCACGGAAUAUUCGACAAUACGUUGGGGGGGUUCCUAAGGCCCCAUCCGGAUCCCCGAAGCUUCUCAGGCCGGGCUGGCGGGAUGGGAAACAUCAAAACCUUGGGGGAUACGUACCAGUUUGCCGUGGAUGUCAGUGACUUCUCCCCCGAAGACAUUAUCAUUACUACAUCCAAAAACCAGAUUGAAGUGAGGGCUGAGAAGCUAGCAGCUGAUGGGACCAUCGUCAACACAUUCACCCACAAAUGCCAGCUCCCUGAAGAUGUGGACCCCACCUCGGUCACUUCCACCCUGGGGGCAGACGGCUGCCUGACCAUCAAGGCAAGGAGAGGUCCAGCCAAGCCAUCUGAGCAAGUGCAGCAAACGUUCAGGACUGAGAUUAAAAUCUGAGCUCCGGGAGCAGUUCGGGAGAGCCGGCAGGGAGCCAGGCUGGGCUGGGCUGGGCUGGGCUGGGUGGGGGGGUGGAAAACAGAUCUGUCCUUGUGUUCCCCGUCAAUAAGAGAUGUUUCGGUUUGUCAUCCACGGCUGAAGGUUAAAGGGAUACCAGCAAUGAGCCUACGCGGGCCAAAGCUGCCCUUCCCCCCCCCCCUCAACCAACUCCCUUUGAAAGGGGAAAGAACACCGUUGCUUUUGCCAGCGAAGGAACAGCAAAGCUGGAGCUGAAUUUUCCAGUUCUGCAGCCAGCAAAUUUAAUGUUUGGAAGUGUUGAUGGGACAACGCCGCUAAAAAAGAAAAAAACAAAGAAAGAGGAGGCGAUAUGAAAUUUAUACGAUAGGAAGUCAAUCGCACCGCGGAGUUUACGUCCAGGGAACGUUAUUUAGGAUAUACAGCGUACAUCUUGGAAGCAAUUCAAGUUAAAAUGUUAACACGUUCAUAUGUUAGAUUCAGGGAUUGGUUGUUGUUUUUUUUCACACCCACCCAUUCCCCUCCCCCGUCUUUGCACCCCACCUCCAAAUCCAGCUACACCCUACAAGUUGAGAGGAGAGGAAAAAAACCUGUGAAGGGGAACCAAACAAUGUAAAAAACCAAUUUAAAACUUUGAAUUACAAGAAAACACUUUCUUGCAAGUCAAGCCGCUGA